AUGGAUCUAUUCAGUCGCACGGACUUUAAGCGCCCUAAAAGCGCCACAAAUGCGCUGGCAACAACGCUCCUUUUACUCGCCAUUAUUCCAAGAUGCACCCACUCCUUCGGCACCAUCAACGAGCCCAUUCACAAUGAGCACGAAAUGAUCACCCGCCUGGCCUUCCAGUGCCCCGGCGCGAGCACCAACGCCAUCAUCAACGUCAAAUCCGACGGCAUCUGCUUCGAACCCCGCUCGCUCGACCAGCUAGCCGGCACCCACAUCGACGUGCAAGGCUUCCCCAUCCCGGGAGGCGGCACCAACGGCGCCGUCGGCGCUCCCGACCUGCUUGACCCGGUCCCCGAAGGCCCCGAGGCGCACUGCGACGACGCCGACUUCAUCGACAUACCGGGGUACCCGCGAACCCGAGAGCAGGCGACCCAGGCGCUGCAGACGUGCGUGGACCACCUGCGCGGCCGGUUCAAGCAGGCCUGGAAGAGCGCCGCGGACCUGAUCGAGCUGGACGAGGAGGUGACCAACGAGGAAGGGAGCGCGCACCUCCAGAAGAAGGGCCAGUUGCGCAUCCGUAGAGACAUGGUCGACUUGUCGCCCUUUGCGGGCGGUGAUUGUCGCUUCGCCUUCCCCGCGCUGCAGGUGAACACGCUUGCGCGCGCAAAGUGUGCCACCAUCGAGGCCCUGGGGCGCGCGCUUCACGGUUUACAGGACUUUUAUGCGCACAGCAACUGGGUUGAUGAGCACGACGGGUCGCAGCCUAUAAGCGUGGCUAACCCGCCGGGCUUGGGGAGAAACGAUACCGCACCGUUUUUGGACCUGCGCAGUCACGGUGAGAUUCCGAGAGAACUGGUGCCGAGGAAUUUGAGCACGGGAUGCUUCGUGGUGCCAGACGCGACGCCGGGGAGGAGCAAUUGCGAGGGGAGGGUGUCGCAUCAUACGAUGAACAAGGACCAUGGGGUGGUGUAUCUUGAUGGAACGUUUGGCGAGAUCGGGCCUGGUACGCCAAGGACAGAGAAGGCGAGUGAGGAGAACUUCAAGAGAGCGGUCGCGGCCGCGGUGGAGAAUUCGCGCAAUGCUUGGAAGACGUUGAGGGAGAAGCUGAGGGAUAGGUACGGUGCGGAAAAGGGCGAUUUGAUGAUUUGCGCCUUGGUGAGGGAUGAUCCAGUGAGGGAUUGCAUACCGCGAAACGUGGCGGUCGUGAUCGAUUUGUCGAGCCAGGCCAGGCAAAACGGGGUGUUGCAACUGGAGAGACAGGUGGCAAUGAGCUUGGCCGUUAAGAUGGAGACGAGCAGUGGUUUGCACAACAUGAUGACGGUCGUGGAGUUCGCAGAGAGUGCGCGGGUGGUCUAUCCCAUGGAGAGCCCGGCUUAUCUGAACCUGGAGGGAACCCAAUCGAACGGCACAUUGAUACCUUUCAACGAAAACAUCCACUAUCCCCCGAACACGACGACUCGCCUACCCGCCCACAUGACAGCUCCAAUCCAUGACGGAAAGGCAGAUAUCGGUGUCGGGCUUUCCAUGGCUAUUGAUGAGAUCCUAAGGGCAAAGCCGGACGGAGAGCACACCGAACGAGGCGCCAUCCUCCUGCUCACUGCCGGCGUGGAGGAUGAAGACGAUGUCCAUGAAGUGCUGCAGCAGAUCGAGAGGGCAUCAGGCGAGGGUAUCCGCGUGCACUAUGGGUGCAUCAACCCGCCCCUUCUGCCACUCCAAUAUUUUGCCCACAGCAACGCAUCAACCGAGUGCCUUCCCGGCAAAGGGGUCAUCUCCUCCGUGCUCAAGACAGGAGGAACCUUCUCCUUCCUCAGCAGCACGCGCCGCGGAGAGCAGACAGCCAAGGACUUCAUCGACUUCGUCACGAACCGCGGUCUCACCGUCACCGACGGCUCAGGCGCCGGCGACACGGACGAGGGCGAACCGCUUCCCAUACCCGUCACCACGGGCAUGGCAAUCGCCGAUAUUCUCAGCGCCGAGUUCCCCAAGAAGAUCUUCUCCUACUCGGCCAAGGCCGGCGAGCGGCUCGAUUUUACUAUUCUAGACCGCAGUCUGGGUGGUGCGGAAGCGCCGGGAGGCUGUCUCAACAUGACGCUGCUCGAUCUCAAAUCCUUGUCCGAUCCCGAGGAUGAUGAUGAUGAUGAUUAUGACACCAAUACCGACACCGAUGAAGACCCCGACAACGACAACGACAACGACCACUACUCAGAGCCGGAACUAGAACUUCCAUCCCUCAAGUACUGCACCCGCGACCCACCCCGAGCCCACCACCUCGCUUACUACGCAAAAGAAGACAUCGAUAUCGCCUUGCUAGUCCAGCACGACGACAUCGCCGAAAGGAAACAGCUUCUUAGCAACCCCAACCUUGACUCCCAAGCCCAGGACGAGGAACAAAAACCCCUACAACAGGAGCCUCAGUCCACAGUAGGACUCGGCGAAAUCAUCUUCACCCUCGAACUCACCACGGAAAUGCUCGGUACCGACCAUAUCGCUUUGCCGUUCUGUCCUGCUUUGGGCGGGGUAUGUGAGCAUGAUGAUGACGGGCGACAGAUUCCGUUGGGGGGCACUACGUUUUCGGGGCCGUUGUCGGGGGUGGUGGGUAAUGAGACGGAGUAUGAUGAUGAUGAGGAUAAUGGAGAGAGGGAGUGGGAGUGGGAAGCGACGACGGUGGUAAGAGGAGGGCACGGUGGUGGUGCUGGUGGUGGUGCUGGUGGUGCUGGUGGUGCUGGUGGUGCUAGUGGUGCUGGUGGUGCUAGUGGUGGUGACCCUAGUGCCACGAUUUUCAGUACGGUUGUUUUCGAUGCGAGGCAUGGUGAGGGCGUGGACGUUUGCUGCUUGGUUGGAGAGCGGUGUAGGGCUCGACGAUGAUGAUGACGAUGACGAUGCAUUUACGGCGUCAUGACGGAAAGACGUACAGCGGAGGUUGCUUGUUUCUGAUUGUUGCAUUUACAGGCGUUGUGGGAAUUUCUUGCGAAAGCUUGAUGUUGGUUGCAUCUUGCCCAUGUCAAAUACUUGGGGUUCCGGGGCAGCGGUAUGAACGAACGGUCAGUUAACAAACGUUACCCGGAUUAGAGAUGCAAGGAUACUUUAUACCCAUUCAGUUGUUUGUAUUUUCUCCAAAGAUAUCCCGUUCAUCCUUGGUAAAAUAAAGCCUUGGUAAAGCUCAUACAAUCUAAUGCUGGUUUGUUUGUUAGCUUGGUACUCCUGGUAUACUGGACGAGAUCUAUCCUGAGUUGUCCCAGACCUCUUAAGGACAAAAUAGAAA
Molecule: messenger RNA, 3250 nt
Organism: Neurospora tetraspora
Lineage: Eukaryota; Fungi; Ascomycota; Sordariomycetes; Sordariales; Sordariaceae
Exons: 4
Coding region: 1-2853 (950 amino acids)
Source: RefSeq, a predicted model, not a curated record